Messenger RNA from Staurois parvus, 392 nucleotides. Lineage: Eukaryota; Metazoa; Chordata; Amphibia; Anura; Ranidae. The record is from the annotation of a GenBank genome assembly.
CUAUUCCUCCCCCCACUGACACCAAUGAUGGAACACUAUUCCUCUCACUGACACCAAUGUUGGGACACUAUCCCCCCCACUGACACCAAUGAUGGGGCACUAUCCCCCCCCCACACUGACAUCAAUGAUGGGGCACUAUGCCCCCCUCCCCAAACUGACACCAAUGAUGGGCACUAUUCCUCCCCCCACUGACACCAAGGACGGGGCACUAUUCCUCCCCCCACUGACACCAAGGAUGGGGCACUAUUCCUCCCCCCACUGACACCAAUGACGGGGCACCGUUGGUGUCAGUGAGAGGAAUAAUGCCCCACCGUUGGUGUCAGUGGGAGGAAUAGUGCCCCAUCAUUGUAUCAGUGACACCAAUGAUGGGGCAAUAUUCCUCCCAAUGACAC